This is a messenger RNA of Strongylus vulgaris, 585 nucleotides long. The record is from the annotation of a GenBank genome assembly. Lineage: Eukaryota; Metazoa; Nematoda; Chromadorea; Rhabditida; Strongylidae.
AUGGAUUUUGCUGCAAUACUUGAGGUAUCAGCUCUUGAUUGGGUGCUCAUAGUGCUGUUGCUAGUGCUCUUCUAUAGAUGGAUACGAAGACAAGCUGAGCCUGAAGUGACGCCACCAAAGCCACACGUUGUGGCGCGCGAAUCAUGGUUAUGUUCUACUUAUGCAAAGUGUUUCUACUUAACAAUAGAAAUCUAUGUGUCUAAGUAUCUUCAGGUUCCGCCUCUUCCCAAGCAAGAUAUGACGCUGAAAGAACUGAGAAAGUAUGAUGGAGUCCAGGAUGAACACAUAUUGUUUGCUCUGAAUGGAACGAUUUAUGAUGUGUCACGCGGACACACAUUUUAUGGACCUGGGGGCCCAUAUGGUGCUAUGGCUGGAAGGGAUGCAACCAGAGCUCUUGCCACAAUGAAUGUGAAGGAUGUUAGGGAUGAAUGGGAUGACCAUGAGGAUCUGACAAGCGAUCAGAAGGAAACCGCAAAUGAAUGGGAAUCGUCUUUCAAGUAUAAAUACCCAACAGUAGGUAAACUAGUCAAAGAAGGCGAAGUUCGUGUUGACUAUGGAGGAGCAGUUUCAGCCAUACCAGCAUAA